AUGGCUGCUCAAAAAAAGGCCUCAGCAAAGAAGGUUGAAAAGAAGACCACCACUCUUUCCCCUAAAUUGCUUGGUGCAAUCUCGUCUUUCUUGGCCAAGAACGGCUUCACCUCUACGAGCUCCGCAUUCGCCGAGGAAUUGAAGAAGAAUGGAAACACUAUUGCCGACAAGAAAGCUGCGCCCUCAUUGAUUGAAGUCUUCCAGGCAUGGGAGAAGAAGUCUAGCGGCUCCGACAGCAGUUCUGAGAGCGAGAGCGACGACAGUGAUUCUGAUGUCAGCAUGGGAGAAGCUGCUAAGUCUCGCUCCACCUCUCCGUCGUCCUCCUCUUCCUCCUCGAGCUCCGACAGUGACGCCGACGACGAGGACGACGAGGAUGAAAAGAUUUCGACUUCUUCCCCUGAUGCUGCUAUCGAGACAUCAAAGGGGUUGAAACGCAAGGCAGAGUCUAGCAGCUCCUCGUCUGACUCGAGCUCUGAGUCCGAGUCCGAUGCCGAGCCCCCCAAGACGAAGAAGGUCAAGGUAUCGAAGGCAGCAUCUUCUUCCGGUAGCAGCUCUGAAUCGUCGUCCGGCUCCGAAUCCAGUUCAUCCAGCGAGUCAAGUGACUCGAGCGACUCCAGCUCGAGUUCUGAGUCCUCCGACUCGUCCGACUCCGAGGAGGAAGUGCCCAAGAAGACCAACUCAAAGAGCGAAAAGAAGCCCGCUGCCGAAACAUCUUCCGAUUCCUCGAGCUCAAGCAGCUCCGAGUCCGGCUCCGACAGCAGUGAUGAUAGCUCAGAUGAUCAAAAGACUGGUGGUGUUUCGGUUUCCAACGGUGCCUCUGAUACUAGCGCAACGAUGUCUGCGUCCCCUGCUGCCGAGAGCAAGCCUGCGAACACCGCGACCAAGAAGAAGCACGAAGGUGCCCGCCCUACUCCUCUUGCCGCGUUGAGUCAACAGCCUUAUGACGCAAUUUCCAACGAAUACGUUCCCUACGCAUAUGCAGAGCGGGCUUAUGCCGACCUGUCAGUCACUCGCGGUAAAGGAUUCACCAAGGAGAAGAACAAGAAGAAGCGCGGAUCCUACCGUGGCGGCCCCAUCGAUAUCGGCGGUGGCAAGUCCUUCAAGUUCGAGGACUAA
Messenger RNA from Penicillium diatomitis, 1116 nucleotides. RefSeq names its product nucleolar and coiled-body phosphoprotein 1 family protein. Gene Ontology annotation, molecular function: protein binding. Bases 1 to 1116 code for a protein of 371 amino acids. The record is from RefSeq and is a predicted model, not a curated record. The transcript is spliced from 2 exons. Lineage: Eukaryota; Fungi; Ascomycota; Eurotiomycetes; Eurotiales; Aspergillaceae.